ACCCAACUCCCGCAUCAUUCAAAGGAUGUAUGACCAUGACCCUCGUCACUUUAACGGCCGACUGGUGACCUUGUCCACCCAAUCCUCAAACUUGAGCUUGAACACGGGCUCAUUUCCUGGGCCUGACAUUCAGCAUAAGAUCCUUCUUUCUGCUUAUGUGGGAAUGUCAUUGGCUGGGAGUACCACUGUGAUCCGUUUGGCUUUGCGAGUGAGAAAGCUUUGGUGGGACGAUGUCUUGGCCCUUCUGGCCCUUAUAUCCCUUAUCAUAACAGCUGUUGCGGGGAAAACAUACUAUGGAAUUACCGAUGCCAGUACAAUACCUCAACACUCGCGUGUCGCAUUAUAUUAUAUCUUCGCGGUCACUUUCGAUACGACGGUGUGGGCAUCCCGUCUCUCGAUCCUUUUGACCAUCAUUCGCUUGGGUUCAUUCCAAAGACGACUUUACACUGCCGCUGUGUGCUUCACACUCGCUUGUCUUAUCCUUGUGGCACAGGUAUUCUGGGUUUGCGAGCCUCAAGAUCAGCUUAAUCAUUGGAAGGUGGACCCAGUUCCGCAGUGUGUUCUCGGGCGGAGCGUUGCAAUCACGCAAGUUACUAGUAUGUACUCUCAUAUCUAAUUAUCACGUACAUAUAGGUAAUCACUGAACCCCUCUACUUCGUUACAAACCUUUCAUUUGCCUCGUUCUUU
Molecule: messenger RNA, 687 nt
Organism: Lentinula edodes (shiitake mushroom)
Lineage: Eukaryota; Fungi; Basidiomycota; Agaricomycetes; Agaricales; Omphalotaceae
Exons: 4
Coding region: 26-616 (196 amino acids)
Source: RefSeq, a predicted model, not a curated record